AUGAGCCGCCCCAAAAACAGCCGAGAUAUACGAAUGCAAAAACCAUAUCAGUUGCUGAGAUUAAAAUACAAAACAUUUGUCGUGGAAUGGAUACCUGAUCACUGUGGCAUUAAAGGCAAUGAGAUUGCUGACGCAUUUGCAAAGAAGGGGACAACAAUUAUGCAAUCCAUAGACUGGCCGAUGACUUUCCACACAAUGAAGACGUUAAUCAGGAGAGAAUUCCAUACCUCAAUGUGCGACGAACUUAAAGCUCGAACAAAUGAGAAACGGUGUACAGUGGCACACUCCGAGAUAACCGGUUGGCCGAGAAUAGAAGCCGUUGCUGAGUUUAGUCUACGUACCGGACAAGAUGACAUGUCAAAGUACCUUCAUACUCAAUCAACGUGCAUCCUACGCAAACUACAAGAAGAAAUUGGGAUGUCCCACCUAAUUUGGUGUCCAGCCUAA
Messenger RNA from Rodentolepis nana, 447 nucleotides. The record is from the annotation of a GenBank genome assembly. Lineage: Eukaryota; Metazoa; Platyhelminthes; Cestoda; Cyclophyllidea; Hymenolepididae.